UUUUUAUGUGUUUGUUGUUGUCAUCAGUUGUCGUCGUUUUUGGGAUUCAAUUGAAUCCACUUUUAGUCUCAAUUCACGGCUUAAUUGUGUCUUCAGUUUUGUCUUUCAUAUCAACCAAACCAUCGAUUGGUCUGUGAUUUUCGUAUGCAUUGAAUGAAUGUUUGGGCCGCAGAAGACACGAUCGGAUCAGAUAAGACAACGACUGGCGGAUCAGUUGCGGUGACAAUGAGUGAUCGAUGGCGUCCGACAGUUGUAACAGUUUAUAAACAAUCGGAGGAGACGUUUGCGGACGACGUGCGAAGAGUGGGUCCAGUCUUCUUGAGACCCGUCGACAGGUAUGAGUUCGCGGCCAAUAGGAGGGCAGACAUCGAGUUCUGCGACAAGACAUACGUGAAGAUUAGUCGCGACAUCACUGCCCGCACUGACCGCUACUUCGGCACUGUUUGCCACCGAAGACCGUCCGCGAAGUCGAGGACCCGAUUUAGACAACCCGUACGUCCGGUGAGCGCUCGGCCGCCGCCGCGCCCGUCGCCAUCCGAGUCGCCCGUUCAGAGCACUUCUCGUCAAUCGGCGACGACUACUGACUCGACUCUCAUUACUUUAGAUCAAUUACAAGAGAGCAUUCAGGCGGCGAAGAGUACUGUCACCAAAAACGGGUCCCGCAAUACCGGCGGACGUUGUAAUGCUGUCACAGAAAUAGGUACAGAAGAGAUCGACAGCGAAGAGGAGGAGGAAGUGAUGCCAGACUUGGGAACAGAGGAUAUCGAUAGCGGCGAAGAGGAGGCAGUGCUCACGGAUUUGGGGACCGAAGAUAUUGACAGCGAAGAGGAUUUUAGGGCAGAAAUAGAACGAGAGUAUGGAAAACAACCACAAUAUGGGCCUCUUGUCAGCGACGAAGAAGAGGCGGCACAUGAGGAAGAAGUGGUGCCACAAGAAGACAGUGGCGCUGAAACAGAAGAGGUUCCCGACUCGAAGUAUAGCAGAGUUCUAUUGGCCGCUAGAGCUAUAACAGAGCAGACACACCGUCGAAGCCGUAUUCAUCGAGAAGAGCCCAUAUGUAUUGAAUUGUCCGACUCUGAGGCCGAAGACCAGUCGUCAGUCCAUAAUCACGAAGAAUCGUAUAGAGAGAUGAAUGGCGGACAGGAGGCUAAUGACGAGCCGACGGACAGUAGGAGGCGAUGGCGAACAGAAGGAGGCGAUGGAACCGAUGGAACAGCUGGCGAUGAUUCAGAUUUCGAAGAGUCGCCAGAGUUUCAGAACAUUGUAUUAGAGAACUUUCGGUUAAAUAAAUUGAAACGAUCGGCCGAUCAAUCCAUCGACGAAGACAUGGAUGACAGCCAGAAGAAGCCUAAGAAACACAAGAGAAAACAUAAGAAGAGAUACUAA
Molecule: messenger RNA, 1386 nt
Organism: Medioppia subpectinata
Lineage: Eukaryota; Metazoa; Arthropoda; Arachnida; Sarcoptiformes; Oppiidae
Source: the annotation of a GenBank genome assembly